Rhagoletis pomonella (apple maggot) is the source of this 882-nucleotide messenger RNA. RefSeq lists its product as uncharacterized. Lineage: Eukaryota; Metazoa; Arthropoda; Insecta; Diptera; Tephritidae. The coding region runs from base 101 to 442 and encodes 113 amino acids. The transcript has 4 exons. The record is from RefSeq and is a predicted model, not a curated record.
AAAAAAGCAUUUUUCCUGUAAAAACGUCAAACAGACAUUUUUCCUGUAAAAAAGUCAAAUAGUUUUGUUUCUGGUAAAAUAAAUAAAUAAAGGCGAAUAAAUGGAAGGUAAUACAUUAAAAGUUGAUUGCUCGCCGGGAACAUUAAAUCGAAUACGAAAUGAUGAAACGUUUAUGCGUCAGAAGGCUGCCGAAAUUCUUGAGGAAGAGUUCCGGACACAUGGAAUCUUAUUUAAUGAAGUGAUAUUUGCAUCAGACGAAGAACAAACACAGGCGACUCCCGAAAUCGUGGAAUCUCAGAAUUUUUCAAGUGAAAUGGCGUUUUCCUCGCUCGGUAAAAUGAUGGUGGCUAUCACAGAAUCCAUCGUAGUCCGAUUUUUCGCGAAAUGUUCGAAAAUACGCUACGUUCGUAGCUAUUCGAAUUCAAUGAAAGCAUUCUCGUAGAAUUCACGAGAAUCGGACUAUGAUGGAUUCUGUGAUAGCCUUGGAUAUCUUUACAGAUUGAGUUAUUAACAAGGUUAUGCUUUUGCAGAGGACAGUCAAGAUUUUACACCUAUUUACGGCAAACAGGUAUGGCUGGAAGCACCAACAACACUGAUGCUCUCUUUAUUAGAGUAACUCCGCCCCAAAGUAGGGAAGUCUGCGCAAGUAAGAAAUAAAUGCAAAAUGUGGAAAAUUAUUGAGGAACAGAUGAGAAAAGAAGGUUAUUCAUUCAGUGCCAUUCAAAUAGAAAAUAAGUUCAGGGGCAUGGAGCGCCAAUACAAAAAAAACCGUACUGAAUAACAGGCAAAGUGGAAGGACGAGCUGGAUGCAAUUUUGUCGGAAAAGCGGUCUAUAAACCCGACCUUCCUCUGGGAAAGCAGCGAUUCUCCAGAAGCAUCUAG